Messenger RNA from Didymodactylos carnosus, 1944 nucleotides. NCBI's taxonomy places the organism in Eukaryota, Metazoa, Rotifera, Eurotatoria, Philodinida, Philodinidae. The record is from the annotation of a GenBank genome assembly.
AGCACAUCGACCACUAGUACAACGAGUAAGUUUAGUUUUCAAAUUUUUAUAAGGUGGAACAAGCAGUCUUCACUGUCUAUCGCACCUAUAGCGGAACACAUGUUCUCUCGUAUGAAAAGGAACAAACGCAAAAAGCAAUAACCAGAUAAUUAGAAAGCCGUUUUAAGAAGAAAAUAAUUUUUGUAGAUCAUUGCGGCAUGUCUUCAUCAAUCGAUGUUCGACUAAAUCUUUAAUUGAAGAUAGCGGCAACUACAUAGGGAGAUGAAAAAAAUGAAUUAGUGAUAUUUUCGUUAAGCCCCCAUCCCUCCGUAUCCGAAACAUAUCGCACCUCAGGCAGGUCUGGUCUGAACCAAGCUUUCAGGGGAUGUUGACCAUGUCAAGGUGUGGUAACGAAAUCUUUUGGUGCCACUUGCAACUGUUCGUGAGAGGGCGUCACAACAAGAGCCAAAAGUAGCCGUCUACGACGUGCAAGAAUUCUCAUCCGAGGUAAAUGAUAGAGAGCUCCGGCUUCUUUUACUUUGCAGUAAGCACCUAUGGCUAGGAGUUGACAGAGACUGACUUUUGCAUUUCUCAUUUACUGAUUUCUGGUGCUUAAUAGAACUUUAAAAUCCGAAAAAUCCUUGGAAGGUUUCUUCUAAAUCCGCAUUUCUAUAAAAAAACAGAAGCAUCAUUUAAAAAUCGGACUUUGCCAAGUUCUACUAUAAGUGUUAUCUACAAAUCAAAAGAAAUUUUCUUUCUCCGAUGUAACAUCACUUAGAAUUCUUGUGCGUGGCGAAAGCCCUGAAGAAGUACCAUAACAUGUAUGAGCAGUUUCCUUCAGUUUCAGUCAGUGAUAUUUCGACUCGGACUUUAAAUGUCUGAGUCCAAAAUACAAAAACUGUCUAGUUCGAUUGUUUGCGCGAAAAAGCACUGGUAACUGAUCGUAUAUCUAACAGUCUAUUGAUCUCAAGCUACAUUCAUGCCUAGACUUGACUAGAGAUCAAGUUGUUUUGUAUUAGUCUAAGGUUUUUGGAGGAGGACCAUAAGUUCCGAUAGUCUAUUCGGGUUCUAACUGGACAGGCGACAACAAAUUUCUUCGGUAGAAUGCCAUCAAACUAUCCUAUUUAAAAAAAUCAAGACUUAUACCGGUUUGUGCGCGAUAUUCAGUGUGGGUCAUCGGAUGAGUGUUCACAGAAGGGAAAACUUCUUUGUUUAUUAGGAGCUAAUGGGACAUUUCUGUCUCAAACAACGUACGCAACUGGCAGUUCGCCAUUUGGACUAGCAGCGGUAGAUGUAAACAGUGACAAUAGACCCGAUAUUAUUGUCGCAAACAGUGGUUCAAACAACAUCAGUGUCCUCCUUAAUGCAGGCAAUGGUACGUUUCUGUCUCAAAGGACGUAUGCAACUGGUCUUAGUCCAGAAAGACUAACAGUAGUAGAUGUAAACAGUGACAAUAGACCCGAUAUUAUUGUCACAAACAAAGCCUCGAACAAUGUUGGCGUUUUCUUCAAUGCAGGCAAUGGCAAUGGUACGUUUCUGUCUCAAACGGUGUAUGCAACUGCUGGUAAUGAACAAGGAGUAGUAGUGGUAGAUGUAAACAACGAUAAUAAACCCGAUAUUAUUGCAGGAAGCUUUGAAACGAGCAGUGUGCGCGUUCUUCUCAAUGCAGGCAACGGUACGUUUCUGUCUCAAGUAUCGUACGCAGCCCCUACGUCGACAUAUGAAGUAGCAGUGGUGGAUAUAAACAGCGAUAACAGACCCGAUAUUAUUGUCACAAACUCUGGCUCGAACACUACUGGCGUUCUCUUCAAUGCAGGCAAUGGCACGUUUUCUUCACAAACAACGUAUGCAGUUGGUACAAACCCAGUUGGAUUAGCAGUGGUGGAUGUGAAUGCCGACACUAAACCCGAUAUUAUUGUCGGAAACGUUGAUUCAGGCACCGUCAGUGUUCUCUUGCAGCCGUAA